This is a messenger RNA of Amyelois transitella, 2420 nucleotides long. It is a transcript of the gene Chk2, whose product is annotated as ovarian-specific serine/threonine-protein kinase Lok. Gene Ontology annotation, biological process: mitotic DNA damage checkpoint signaling; protein phosphorylation. Gene Ontology annotation, cellular component: cytoplasm; nucleus. Gene Ontology annotation, molecular function: protein serine/threonine kinase activity; ATP binding; protein binding. The record is from RefSeq and is a predicted model, not a curated record. The transcript is spliced from 9 exons. NCBI's taxonomy places the organism in Eukaryota, Metazoa, Arthropoda, Insecta, Lepidoptera, Pyralidae. The coding region runs from base 173 to 1738 and encodes 521 amino acids.
UUUGUGAAGUCGAUUCCGUUGGUUCUUUUUCUUGAAACUUGAAAUUACCUUGCUGUUUUCAUGUGAUAGCUGAUUGCGAUGCCGCUUAAAAAGUGAGAACUUGAGAUGUUUUAAAGUGUUGUUAAAAUAAAGUCCAUUUGUUUAACAAAAUAUCUUCAUAGAGAAAGUCACUAUGGGUGAUGAUAUACUCACAGAUUGUGAAAAUACACAAACUCAAACCCAAAACUCGCAAAUAGAUUGGAGCCAACACAAUACACCAUCUUUCAUACCUAAUAUUUGGGGAAGACUUUAUCCUACUAAAACGUCGGUCAAAGGACAAUAUUGUUGGAAAAAACACAACGCUGAAUAUUAUGAUCUUAUACAAGCAGAAUUUACACUGGGGAGAUCACUGAAAUGCACAUAUGUAAUGAGAAGAGAGCUUGUAAGUGAAAACAUAAUUAAAAAUGUUAGCAAACAACAUUUUAUUAUCACAAGGGAUCUAUCAGAGCCCCUUAAUCCAGCUAUCAUAACAGACCUAUCCUACAAUGGUACUUUUGUUAAUGGAGAAAAAAUUGGAAAAGGAAAUAGUAGAGUGCUGGAUGACAAUGAUGUAAUUUCUGUUACACAUGCUCUAAUGAAGAUUUUUGUUUUCAAAGAUUUACUUAAAAAUGAACAAGACCAGGUACCCAAAGAAAUCUCACAGAAAUACUACAUAUCAAGGACACUGGGUCAAGGUGCUUGUGGAAUUGUUAAAUUAGUUUAUGAUAAAAAAAAAUGUUCAAAACAUGCCAUGAAAAUGAUUAAAAAGAGCAGGCUUACAAAUGGACAAAUCAACCAUUUGACAGACCCAGAGAAAAUAAUGAAUGAAAUCAACAUUAUGAAAGCUUUGAGGCAUCCCUGUAUAAUAUCGACAGAAGAAGUGUUCGACGCUCGCGAUGCUGUGUACAUUGUGCUGGAACUCAUGCAGGGUGGAGAGUUGUUCGACAGAAUAACCAAACAGGGUCGGCUCACGGAGCAGCUUACUCGGUUCUACUUCAGGCAAAUGAUACUGGCAGUCAAGUACCUUCAUUCUCAAGGCAUCACUCACAGAGACCUUAAGCCUGAGAAUGUUCUAUUGGAGAGUAAGGACGAGAAGACACUAGUCAAGAUUACUGAUUUUGGACUGAGCAAGUUUGUAGGUGAAGACAGUUUCAUGAAGACAAUGUGUGGAACGCCACUUUAUCUGGCACCUGAAGUACUGCGGGCGAACGGACAGAGAUGCUAUGGGUCACAGGUUGAUGUCUGGAGCUUGGGUGUCAUAUUCUUUGUUUGUCUUGUUGGCUAUUUGCCGUUCUCAUCAGAAUAUAAAGACAUGUCACUGAAAGAUCAAAUAAUGAAUGGAAGGUACCGUUUCUCUCAAGCGCACUGGAAAGGCGUCAGUUUGCAGGCCAAACUGCUCAUGCGCGGCAUGCUUACUGUUCAGGCUGAGAGACGCUUGACAUUAGAUCAGAUACUCAACCAUCCGUGGAUGGAGGAUAACGAAAUUACUAUUAGUGUGGAAAAAUUAAUUUCACAUAGAUCUGACACUAAAAGUUACGAGUUGAUUUCGUCGGUUUCUGACGAGAAAGAAAAUUCAGCAGAAAAUGUCACUGUGAUAAGGUUGACGGCCGCGGCCAAAAGGGCGAUGAGCGACAGUUUCAACUCUGCCGAACCUAUCCCCAAAAAAAUGAGAGUUGCUAAUGAUACGAGCUCGACGAAUAGCUAUUGUUCUGAAGACUGAUUUGCUUAGAUUGGCUAAAUAUUAUUAUUACUAUAAUAUCAAUUUUUUUUGUGAACUUUGGCAUAAACAGAUACUAUGAUUUUAGAAGAACCAGAAAGGUAGACCUAUCUCUUUGACUUGGUAAUCUCAACUGUGGUGUCUGCUUAUGAUAAUUUCCAUUUUCAAAUUUAUUUUCUCACCUGCAGUAUUGUUAUUGUUGUUAACCCUGUUUAAGCUUAUUUUAGAAUUCGCUAGAUAACACGUUAUUUUUUUAUUUUUUAUUUUAUUUGCCCACCUCCAGUAUUGUCUUAGCAGUAAUAAGUAUGCUAAGUAAUUAUAGAAUCUACUUAAGAAUUUAUCUUCAGAUAGAUUCUGUAGAUAAGUUUUUAAUUUUUAAUACAAUUGUACCUCAAUAUGUACCUCGAAUUACUUAAUUAUUAAUUUUAAUUACAUGUAAGAGAAUUGUUUUUAUUCCUAGUAUAUUGUGAUUAUUCUACUGGUCAAUUAAUGUUACAAGUUGAUUUAUUAUUGUGAUGUUAAUGGUUGAUGACUUAUGUCGAACUUAAAACAAAUGUCUUGUGUUGACAUUAGAGUACAAUACUCAAUCGUAAGUGUGAUUGCGUGGAACAUUCAUGUGAAAAAUUGACGUGCCAUCAUGUUUCAUUUGGCGUGCUCCCAGGUAUGCUAUUUUAAUGAAAAUAAG